This is a messenger RNA of Petromyzon marinus (sea lamprey), 3620 nucleotides long. Its product is annotated as pseudouridine-5'-phosphatase-like. Gene Ontology annotation, molecular function: phosphatase activity. The record is from RefSeq and is a predicted model, not a curated record. Lineage: Eukaryota; Metazoa; Chordata; Hyperoartia; Petromyzontiformes; Petromyzontidae.
CGGAGCUCUGAGCCGGCUCCACCACCACCACCACGGGUCGGGCAACAAUCGGCGCGACCCCUGCGUGGUACGUGCACCGCCUCACCGCCACAAUGUCUCCUUGCUUCAACCACGCGACCCACGUCAUAUUCGACAUGGACGGCCUGCUCCUGGACACGGAGCGGUUGUACACGGGCGUGUACGAGGACGUGUGCAGGCAGUAUGGCAAGCACUACUCGUGGGACGUGAAGGCCCAGGUGAUGGGCAAGAAGGCCCUGGACGUGGCGCGCAUCAUCCAGGACGCGCUGGAGCUGCCGCUCACGCCCGAGCAGCUGAUCGCCGAGUGCCGCGAGCGCCAGGCAAAGAUAUUUCCCGCCGCGGAGCUCCUGCCGGGCGUGGAGAGGCUGAUCAGGCACCUGCACGGGCACGGCGUGCCCAUGGCCGUGGCCACCAGCUCGGCGCGGGCCACCUUCCAGAUGAAGACCACCAACCACGGCGGCCUCUUCUCGCUCUUCCGCCACACGGUGCUGGGCGACGACCCCGAGGUGCGCAGCGGCAAGCCGGCGCCGGACGCCUUCCUGGUGGCCGCUCGCCGCUUCCAGCCGCCCGCCCGGCCCUCGCAGUGUCUGGUGUUCGAGGACGCGCCCAACGGCAUGCGGGCGGCGCUGGCGGCGGGAAUGCAGGUGGUCAUCAUCCCCGACGAGAACUUCGGCCCCGAGGACACGCGCGGCGCGUCGCUCGUGCUGCGCUCGCUCGAGGAGUUUGUGCCCGAGGCGUUCGGCCUCCCCGCGUACGCCGACCGGCGGCCCUGACGACGCGCGGGAGGGCUCGACGCUUCCCCCCGACCUCCCCUCCCACCUCCGAUCGGCGCAAGCGCGACAGACGCGUGGCGCCGAUUGUACAUACGGCAGCUGUCCCACAGAAUGAUCACCAUCGCAGUGGAGUUUACGCGAAUCGUAUUGCCGAUCGGGUCCUCCUCUCCCAGUCGGCAGGAAACCUGUGGCUUUUUCUUCUUCCAUCUCUCACGGCAGUAUUAUUAUUACGAUCUUGGUUCUGAUCCAAAGAGGUAUUGGCCGUACGUUGGCAGGGGAAGCGGGGGGGGGGGGGGGCGCGAUUUGCGUCGACGCGGGCCUCUUAGCGUCUCCGUUGAGUUUGACCGCUGCUUUAGGGCUGCGUAAUUUACUCUCGCCCGGAUCGCGUCCGUGCGUGUGGGGGUGUCACGUUCAUGUAGAUUUCUGUGUGUGUGGUGAACUCACCUGGUUUGUGAAACCUUCCUUUGUACGUUUGAGACCUAUCUGUUUUCUGAGCCAAAGUUGUUUUGGAAUUAUUUCGUGUGUGCGCUCGAUUAGCAUGCUGCAUCACGAACCCAGUGACGGCAAUUAUCUAAACUGGUCCUGGGUCUCCCGUAGGUCGACUCAGCCUCAAAUGAGUACCUGGUGCAGUGUGUAAAUAUCGCCAUUAUGGAGACAAAGGCGGCCGGGCGUGGUGCUGGCCACCCACCCUGUCGUGUGCCGUGCCGGCCUUCAUUAGGUGCUCGCUAACAGCACUUUCCCCAAUAGCCUGUUAAAGCUACACGGGGGAUCUUUGUCUUUGUACAAACACGUGCGUCUCGGUAUGUGUGUUAAAAACCUGUUGGUACAUAGUGUGGCUGUGUGCCCUGUUCUGUGGACACGCAGAAACUGGAACGCACACAUUCUUAAAUAACACAGGAAUGUGAAUACGGCUUCAAAGAAUACAGCGGGACUUGACCAAUCCACACAAUCCACCUUUUGCAUCUCAAGUUGUGGGUUGGUUCCAUGCUUAGUCAGUGUACACUGCCUUUUGUUACUGCCAUGUGAGUACAAUAUGCAAUUUCUAAACUGUUGUUCAUACUUCACCAUGCGUUAGAGUGAAGUAAACAGAUUGACUUCUCUAUCUUCGAUUUAUAUUCGGCUGUCGGCCUCACUUAUUGUGUGCUGACAGGACGCCGUUAUUUCGAGGGAGUGCUUUUACCAAUAUCCUCUGUUCUGCCGGUGGUAUUUAUUUUACCAGGCUGUUGAUGAGACCUAGAAGGUCGAAACCAGGCCAGAGUAUCUUAGAUUAUAAAUUAACGCUGCUGCUGAAUGUCAAGAUAAUCGGCAAGUCAAGUGACAUUUUAAAAACUAUAUUUUAUUCAAUUUAUGUGUGUUUGAGAUCACAGUUGAUGUUAAUAUAACAUGGACGUGUACACUCGUGCACUGAAUUUAAUUUUUUUUAUUAAAUGAGAAUCGGAAAGUUGAUUUGUUGUGAAUGCUGCUUGCCCUCUUAUGGUAAGAAAUAUAUUCCUUGCAUAACUGAUUGUUUUUAUUGCUCAUGAUUUUAACGUGACUGAUGAAGCACAGUCCAGCUAUGAAAUGACUACAGAUUAACAAUUUGCAACACUGAUCACGUCCUGAUGUCUUGCAAAACGGUUAUUAUCCUCAAUGUUGUGAAACUAAAACAGCAUUUUUAUAACCUGUUCUAUAUAUAAGCUGAGGAUUCUACCGUGCUGUAAUGGUUAGCGCACUGGACUUGGAAUCCCCGAAGUUGCUGGCUCGUUGCAAUCUCCCUGCGUGGCAGUUGAAACAAUGGGAGAGCGUUCUCAAUCCCCAGUACCCCCAUCCGCCUGUGUCCAACCAGCAGUAAUUGGUUACACGGAAGUUCAUCGAUUGGCAGGGGGCGUUUGGUGGGGUAAAGCGUGGGUACUCCCCGCCUCUGCUAAGACAACCCGUCGGCUGAGAGAGCGAUUGUAGGGGCUGCGUCUUUGCCGCGUGCAUUGCCGCUUUGCAGUUACGACAACUUUGAUGGGCUCGUUUCUUGGGUGGACAAAGUGUUUCCUCUUCGUCCGAUUCACAGUGAACAUGUGACCUUGUGUGACCUUGUGUGCCUCCUUCGCCGACACUGGCGGCAAGGUGGCCCCGAGGUCCCGAGCCUAGGCCCUCGCUGUCAAGACGCGGAUGUAGCCGCCCUGUUUGCUGCUGGAGUUUGCACGACCAGUAUUUGCCGUUAAAUGGUAGUUGUUUAUCGGCCAGAAGAUUUACAGUGAUUAUUGAUGUCGUGAUUGUGUGUGGAAUGAAUCUCCAGGUCUCCCUUUGCAAAAGUAACAUUUUGUCUCGGCGGGGUCGUCUCUGGUUUAAAUAAUGUCAUUUUUAUCGAUACCGGUUGUAUUUUUAAAGGACGCUGGACCAAUUGAAAUGUGUUUGUUUAAAUCUAACCCUACAACACAUUGAGGCCGUGCAAAUGCUGGGUUUUUUUAAUCUCAGAACAACUUAUAGGGUUUUUUUUGUUACUUAUAUUUGUCUUGCUUGGCAAAAAGUAAAAAAAAAAUGUAUGUGCUAUUGUUAAUUCAAUUCCACUACUGUACUCUCCUCUUGAGUACCAUACUAAUGCUGAUGAAUACUUGUGGUUAAUACUUGUGGCUAAUUCCCAAUAUGGGCUGUUGCUACGCCGAUUAAAUAGCCGCUUGUAUACGUGUUUUUAAAAUUUUGAGAGUAAAUCAUUAUUAUAAUUUGUCGUUUUUCCUAUGCAAAAUGACUUUUGAAUGUAACGGCCGGUGGGGCCGGUCGUUGUUUAUUUGGUGGAAUGUCGGUGGUGCAAAAUGUUAGCAACGCUGAUUCAUUAAAAAUAAAAAAAGCAUAAACAGG